Ornithodoros turicata is the source of this 3786-nucleotide messenger RNA. RefSeq lists its product as uncharacterized. Bases 168 to 2711 code for a protein of 847 amino acids. The transcript has 3 exons. The record is from RefSeq and is a predicted model, not a curated record. NCBI's taxonomy places the organism in Eukaryota, Metazoa, Arthropoda, Arachnida, Ixodida, Argasidae.
UAUAUUUACACACAAAGUAGAGAAGUAGAAAGACACAAUGUAGAAAGACACAAAGUCGUUCCGUCAAUGUUUCCCGCUACUUUGUCCCAAAAAGUAAAUCACGGCAUAUCUACACAUUCGAAAUAUUCGAACACCUUACUUGAGCGGCGUGUAGCGCCGUAUUCGAGAUGGCAGGUGAGAAACGGGGGAGGUACAAGCUCUACCUGGAACCAAGUCAGGAAAGGCCCAAAGUGCCAAGACAAACAUUGUUUAAUGAUCGGCGUCGCGCAUCUGUCCACCCAGCUUCGUCAGGACUGCAGGACACCAUUGAGGAUGAAGUCGAAGGAGCGCAGACUCCGGAGAAUGACGAGAGCUGUGGCUCCUGCGAGAGUGACUCAGAUGAUCUGAACGACAUCUCUGAUCAGGAUGAGCUAGACGAUCUACUUGCAACACCACGCGACAUCUCUGCUGAGGAAGAGUUUGAAGAUCGACUUCCAACCGCACCAAACCCGAAUCCACUCAGGGAAGAAGACAACGCAGAAGUCGAUACUAACGUAGACGCCGAAUUCGAAGAUAUUCUCAGAGAUUAUGGCGAUGAAAAGCUACCAUACCAAAACACGACCGUGUUGCAGGGCUUGCUACUUAUAUUAACAUAUGUGGUUUCAGCUGGCUUAUCCUGGAGUCAAGUUGAUCUUCUGUUGAAGCUUAUCAAUGCUCUUCUUGGAAAAGAUGUAUUUCCAAACAGCAAAUAUGGCUUCCGCAAGCUUUGGAAUCUACGAAAGAAGGGCACGAUGAACAUGCAUUAUUUUUGUGGCACCUGCAAUUACGAAAUGCUUCCUGUGUCAACUGAUAUCGGUGCCAUGCUGCAGUGCAAGAUCUGCUCACGUAAAACCACUGAGCAGGUGCUAAUCAGAGAAGGCAAAUUUUUUGUAACACUUGACCUUCGUCGACAGUUGCAACACCUUCUGAGACAUACUGGUACCAUUGUGGGAAGUAAUCUACAGCGCAUUGCAUCCUCGCAAAGAUCGUCAGACUGCAGUGACAUAACCGAUGGCGCACUAUACCACGAAACACGGCAACGGUUCUGCAUGACCAGCGAUGACCUGACACUUACCAUCAAUACAGAUGGGUCUCCGGUAUUCAAAUCAAGCAAAUCGUCAGUCUGGCCAAUACAAGUUAUGCUCAACGAACUCAGUGUCCUACAUCGAUGGAGACACAUAAUUGUAGCCGGAUUAUGGUUUGCCAAGGAACACCCGCCAACCCAUCUGUUUAUGAAGGCAUUUGUUGAUGAGGUCAUCAAGGUUGGAACCAUCGCAUGGACAUAUGGCAGCACUCUUGUACGCUCACGCAUCUUUCCCAUCCUGAGCUGUGUAGAUUCCCCUGCCCGUGCAGCGCUACUAAAUCACAAGCAGUACAAUGGGUACUAUGGUUGCCCAUGGUGUAUGCAACAAGGAACCAUUGUUGAAGGCAUAAUUAAGUACCCCUAUGAAGAGGACGUCAUCGAAAGAACGCAUGAUUUGGUGGUACAUACAAUGAAGGCUGCUGCUCGUGAAGGCCGUGUUAUAGAUGGCAUCAAGGGCCUCUCUCCGCUUGUGAAACUUUCAAGCCUUGAUUUAGUCUGGGGGUUCCCACCUGAUUACCUCCACUGUGUUUUAGAAGGCGUUACAGCACAGCUCACAGAUCUAUGGCUUACUACAACUGGAGCGCCUUGGUACAUUGGGAACAAACUACAGCUACUUAAUGACCGUAUUGCUCUGAUCCAUCCACCACUGACAUUUACCCGUCUACCAAGAGGUGUUAGCGAAAAGGCUCUAUGGAAAGCAACAGAAUGGAAAUAUUGGCUUCUGUAUUAUGCUCUUCCAUGCUUGCAAGGUGUGCUGCCAGAUAGGUUUCUGAGACACUUUGCCCUUCUCAGCCACAGCACUUACUUGUUGCUUAAAAAAACGGUCACGGAAAGAGAUAUCGCACAAGCUAGCAAGUUGCUUAAGACCUUCGUUCAGCAAGUCUCAGCACUGUAUGGGGAAGCAGCAGCCACGUUCAAUGUGCACCAAUUGCUCCAUCUGGCAAAAUCGGUGAGACUGACAGGGCCACUCUGGGCAACAUCAACUUUUCCAUUUGAGGGUGGCAAUGGUGGUAUUCUAAAACUGGUUUCUGCUGCAAAGGGCGUCCCAAUGCAAGUGACUGAACGGUGUGUCAUGCAACAAGCUCUGGAAUACCUCACGAGGGUAACUGCUAUGCCGCCUCGGUUGGAGACUCGUCGACUGCAAAUUUCGGCAACAAAAACUAAGUCUUAUGAGACACAUGUUCUAGGGAGUCCAGUAGUGCGUCCUGGCGCUCUGGAGAACUUUGUACUUGAGCUUUUCCAGCGUCACUUUGGGACUUUGCCUGAAAUUACUGAAUUUUUCAGGGCACGUAUUCAUGGUUUUGUUCUUCACAGUGCCACAUACACACGAACGGAAAAGACGUGUUCCCAGUAUAUUCAAGGAGCAAGCGGGGAUUAUUACAGGGUGAUGCAUAUAUUUAGUGUUAAAGAGGAAAUCAUUCUUGUAUGCCAAAGACUACUGACAUCAGAAGCCUUCGGUGUUUCAUACUUGCACCGGUGUGAACACCCACCACAACAGGAAGGUCUGUGCCUGCUAUUCAAAGACGAUAUAUGUGCGUUGUGCAUACACAUUCAGCAAAAAACAAGUUGUUUUGUUGCAGACAUCCCAAACGACUAUGAGACGGAUUAGCACUGUGAAAAUGACGCUAAACGAAAAAAAAAAAGAACAUUUCUAGUCAAACAAUAGGGGUUGAUCUUGAGGAGCACUGAUUUGACAGUAUAGAGGGGCACUCAAAUGUAAAAACAACUUUUUCUCAAAUUAAAGUCCAUGUUGGAAUUACAACAAUUCAAACAAAAUUAGUUCACACAAUGCAAGUGCAAUGAAAACAGCACAAAAAAUGGCAAAGAAUGGGAUCUCAGGAAGCAGAUUGACAGCAUCCAUUGAGACAGCAGGAGAAGCGUGCACACCUAUUGUUUGUGUGUGGAUUUAGAACAGGUCCAAUCACUGUGUUCCAUAUAUGCCUGGUAUGAUGCGCACUGCUGCAUUUUUCAGUACCAACUCACUGGAUUGCAGCCUACAACAGCUCUCGCAAAUGUUUCACUGACAACAUUUAUCUCCACCUCUUUCGGACAGUGACGCCAGUUUGCUUUGCAACACACACUAUGUUUUUCACCAGGACUGCUCCAUGGUGUGGCACCUGCAUGCAUGCGCAGCAUGGAUUAGAAACACCGAUGCAUUGACGUUCACUUCUUAGCGCCGAAACAAGAAAGAGUUCCGUAUAAUUUUGAAUAGUUUAGAAUUAUAACCUGUAUGAAAUUAAAAUAGUGUGUAACAUAAUUUGAAGUGAACUUGAUUUUGCAUUUGAGUGCCCCUUUAAAGUGUUUUAGUCCUACUGUUGUCAACACUGUUUUGUUCCAGGAUGUACUACAAAUUACGGUGUGUAGUGCUGUACUGACAGACUGGCACUACAUUGUCUCCACUAUUUUUUACUUGUGUUCUAUGCAUAUCGCUUAAUGCUUCGUAUAAAUAAUCGCUUUAGUACUGUUCUCUAACUCUUGACAUUGUGUACAAAAUAAGCACGCAAUUCAAAAGGUAUGGGGCCACCCACUGGCAUUAAUAUUUGUCUGUUGUCACCAUAGACAAAAACUUUCGCAGUCCUGUGUGCUCAUAUGAAUGGAUGUUUGUUGAAGCUUUUGUGUGUAUAUGGUUCCAGAUGCCCUUGUACUCAGUAGAAUAAAUCACUGGUUUUGAAUGGCAACACAUA